Messenger RNA from Labeo rohita (rohu), 6606 nucleotides. RefSeq names its product neuropeptide FF receptor 2a (gene npffr2a). Gene Ontology annotation, molecular function: peptide binding; opioid receptor binding; neuropeptide receptor activity. The record is from RefSeq and is a predicted model, not a curated record. NCBI's taxonomy places the organism in Eukaryota, Metazoa, Chordata, Actinopteri, Cypriniformes, Cyprinidae. Bases 650 to 1921 code for a protein of 423 amino acids. Gene Ontology annotation, cellular component: membrane. Gene Ontology annotation, biological process: regulation of MAPK cascade; regulation of cAMP-dependent protein kinase activity; regulation of adenylate cyclase activity. The transcript is spliced from 4 exons.
GAUGUUCUCAAUGUUCCGUAGUCUGGAGCUGAAAAUCACACUGGACGUAGCCUAAGUAGCGCCCAGAGCCCAAUUCAACGCUGUGUCCAUCCCCGCGCGCGCGCUGACGCUUAAAAGCGCAUCAUCACUCCGCCAGUCUCAAUUCUCAAUUCUCUCUCCCUCUCUCGUGCCUGCACAUUGUUCACUGACAGUCCGCUGAAGAGUGUGGAGUGGAACUGUCUGCUUCGCUUCGCAUGGGAAACUUGCUGAAACUACAAAUUAUGACACGCAGUAUGCCGGAGUUCGCGUUAAGAUGAAAUUCAUUUGUAAACAAUAAGUGAGUUGUUACACAUCUAAAAGGCUUUCCAAAGACUCCUUAUGUCUCUACGUGGAAGAACGGGCGAACAAGGAGGUGUUCGUUUUUACCUGGGAACAGGUAGUACUAUAGGGAAACUGAGUGUAAAAAAAGUAUGCACGGUUAAUUACACAUCUGGAAGUCAGAGGGAUAAGGAGAUAAACAGAUUUGUUCGGUAGCAGCUGCGUGUCAGAGAGGGUGAAAGCAAAAAAGGGGAAAGACAAUAAAGGAAAGACAAAUGCUUGAUCCUGACUGAAGAGAACAGUGGGAAUAAAGCCCAUCUCUCAAUCCUAUUCUAUUAUCCUCAGAUCUAAAAUGAACGAAACACUGGACCUGAACUUUACCCUUGUGAACGAUGGGAACUGGACUUUUAUCAACGGCUCCAAUGAGUUCUAUUUACCUCAGAACAACAUUACAUAUGUUGGAUAUUACCUGCAUCAGCCAUCUGUAGCAGCAGUCUUUAUAGUGUCCUACCUGCUCAUAUUCCUGGUCUGCAUGGUUGGAAAUGGAGUGGUGUGCUUUAUUGUGUUACGGAGCAAAAACAUGCGCACCGUCACCAACCUUUUCAUCCUUAACCUCGCCAUCAGUGACCUUCUUGUUGGGAUUUUCUGCAUGCCUACAACUCUUCUUGACAACAUUAUUACAGGUUGGCCAUUUGGAAGCAUGGUCUGCAAAAUGAGCGGUAUGGUCCAGGGCAUAUCAGUCGCAGCCUCCGUUUUCACCUUGGUUGCCAUAGCGGUUGACAGAUUCAGAUGUAUUGUGUAUCCCUUCAAGCAAAAAUUGACAAUAACAACAGCCACCGUUAUCAUUGUGAUAAUCUGGGUCUUGGCAGUGUCCAUCAUGUUUCCCUCUGGCAUCAUGCUUAAGGUGACUAAAGAACAAAGUAUCCGCGUGUUCCUGGGAGACGGCAACCGAACGAGCCCUUUCUACUGGUGCAGAGAAAACUGGCCUACCCAGGAGAUGAGGAAGAUCUACACCACCGUCCUGUUUGCCAACAUCUACCUGGCUCCUCUAUCCCUCAUAGUGAUCAUGUACGCAAGGAUUGGGAUCACUCUGUUUAAAACGGCCAUGCCGGCAGGGGCCAAACCUGGCCAUGAUAACCGCCACUCUGUGUCAAAGAAAAAACAAAGAGUGAUCAAAAUGCUCCUCAUCGUGGCCUUGCUCUUCAGCUUGUCCUGGUUGCCUUUGUGGACGCUGAUGAUGCUAACAGACUACAUGAAGCUUACUGAACAUCAGUACAGGCUUAUUAACAUCUACAUCUACCCGUUUGCCCACUGGCUAGCCUUUUUCAACAGCAGCGUCAACCCGAUAAUCUACGGGUUCUUCAAUGAGAACUUCCGCCGCGGAUUCCAGGCCGUGUUUAAGUUCGGCCUCUGUCCUGUCGGCGGUCAGCAUCGGACCUAUUCUCAUAGGGUGCAGGGCAAUUCAGUGCAACCGGUGAACCCGCAACCCUCCACAGAGCCCAUCUCUCUUAACAGCAUAGAGAACAACAGCUCGAGGAGGAUGAACCACGUCAAUGAGCAAGACUUAGUGAUGGAAGAUUUAGAGAAAGUGUCUGAAUGCAGUAUGGAAGGAGCUUCUCUUUAAGCAGCCCAAUAGAGAGGAACAGUAUGAUAGCAGGCUCAUUGCAUCUGAAAUUACAGACUAUUAUUUACUUAAAUUUUUUAACAUUAUACAGUUGUGUAUAAAAUGGAUUCUACACAUUUUUAUUUGAAUAGUCAUUUGCUGCUAACAUGAAUGUACUUACUGAUUUUCUCAGAUUUGAUUGGGCACAUCUGGCAGUUCAACUGUAGUCUUGCAAACUUUUCAAUCUGUAAAGAUAAAUUCAGUUUAAAAACCUGUAACAUUAUUGUAAAAUUGUAUAUAUACAAAGAGUCAUUAUGUGCAUUCAGUACUGUACAGUGAUGUAAACAUCUGGUGUUUUAGAGUACAUCAUUUUAUUUAUUGAUUUAUUUUUAUAUGCACAUGAAAGUAUCAGAACUGCCAUAAUCCAGAAUCAUUCAUUGUUUCUGGAUUACAAUGUAGAAUUUUAGGCACAGCACUUGUAUCUUAAUAUUAACAUUAAACCUUCAUACCUCAUCUUUGACAGAUCCUUCGUAACGCUGGAAUAAUUUCAGUGGGAGGGUUUUAUGGACCAUAUUUGUUAAAGGGAUAGUUCACCCAAAAAUGAAAAUUUUGUCAUUAAUUACUCACCCUCACAUCGUUCAAAACCUGUAAGACCUUCAUUCAUCUUCGGAACACAAAUUAAGAUAUUUUUGAUGAAAUCUGAGAGCUUUCUGACCCUGCAUAGACAGCAACGCAACUACCAUGUACUACUUUUCUGGGCCUUGAAUGUUUCAGCUGUGUUGCUGUCUAUUUGGGCUGUCCCCUAAUAGCUGACUAACUAUUAGUUGACGAGAAGAGGCCUGGUCGACCAAAACUUAUUAGUCGCUUAGUCGCAGAAAAAAAAAACACACAGGAAGUGGGGAAGUCACGCAGUUAAUGACGCACAAGAUCAUAACCACUGGUCUAUGUGGUAAUGUAGUACAUCGGGCAGAACAUCAAAACACUCACCUAUCAUUCAUCAACCACAAAUAGGGCUUUUCAUCUGAAACAUGUAAGUAGCAGCAACUUUACAUGACUGCUCAAUCUAAUGCUAACCUAAAAAAAUGUGCAUUAUUUAAUUGUCUGUGCGGAGUGUGGAAGAUUUUACUGCGCGUUUGCUGCAUGACAGAUGGAGGCGCCGGUGUGGUCACUUGCUCUUAAAAUAUUUGGUCAUAAAGUUAAAAGUAAUACAUCUUGCGAAUCUGUAAAGUCUCUAUAUUUAUUUGUGUGCACUCAGAAUAACAACGAAACGUUGCGCCUUUGUAAAAUAAUGAAAGCAAACAGGAUGCGCUUUCUGCCGUCUUAGUCUCUGUGAACUUGAGCACGAAACUACGAAACUCUGUGUAUACUUGCCUUACAGACAUAAAAAAUAUAUCUGUUAAAUGAAUCAAUUCCUCCAAUGCCUUCUUACUGUUUUUCCUGACACAUUCAUAAUUACUAUAUCUGCCAGUACACUGUGGCAAGCUUUUUUGUGUGCGUACGAGCGCUUGUUAGGCUAUGUAGGCAAUUAAAGGCUCAUUAUUAUGAUUUAUAUGGUUUAUUAAUAAACGUGCGACUAAUAGUCGACUAAUGCUUCAAAUGAAUGACUACUAGUCAACCAGAAAAAUCUUUAGUCGAGGACAGCCUUACUGUCUAUGCAGGGCCAGAAAGCUCUCGGAUUUCAUCAAAAAUAUGAAUAUUUGUCUUUCUGAAGAAGAACAAAGGUCUUACGGGUUUGGUAUGACAUGACGGUGAGUAAUUAAUGACAGAAAUUUCAUUUUGGGCAAACCAUCCCUUCAACUCGUGCCAAAACAGGGUAAAAUGAGCCAUGACAGAGAUUAAUCUUGAUUGUUUGCCAUUGCCACAGAUAGCAGAACGUAAUAGUCAUAGUAACUCACACUGGCCUUUCUGCCCUGUGUGUCAGUGUUGACUGACAGAUGCUCUUAGCUGAAGGCUUUGUAUGGCAACAAGAGUUUUUGAUGCACAUGAGUCUGGAUGUAGCACUGUGAUUCACUUGCCUAAAGCUGAUGUGUUCUUCGAACAUGCUUUCCUCAAGUUUGUUUUGUGCCAAAACCAUUCAUAAAGUAAUUAUUCAUUACUUUUUUUUUACCUUCUCCUUUCGCAUGUUGAAUAACUUCUGGGUUUCCUGCCACUACCCCAUCCUUCAGCCUGCAUUAUUUUGUGACAGCUUCGCAAAAUGUGAAUUGUUGUCAUGAAACUGUUAAAGUGAGACUGCAGAGAGUUUAAAGAUAAACACAGCUCUCUUUUGAGAUCCUUCAGCGGUGACAGCACAAGGUUUGGAAAUGAUUGUGUGUCUGUUCUGUUUUGUACUUGUUACUUGCAGUGAUUCAGCUGAACCUAUGUUGAUGUAUUCAUCUGACAUCAGAAAGUUCAGUUUCAAGACUUUUUUUUAAGUAGUAAGUCUUAAAAAUAAAUAUUUUUAAACUGGGAAGAAAAUUCUGGAAGUUCUACUCUAGUUUCAGAAUAUAUGUCAGCGUUGAUUUCAGUGAAUGAACGAAUGUCCUACAUCCACUGUGAAUGGCAGCAAAAAUCUUUUCUCUCCCGUAAAUAGAGCAAACCAUUUCCAUUUACCAGACUAUUUUGAUUCAAAUUGUGUGACGGGAGUUUGCUGGAUUACUUAUUUGAGCCAUCAAAGAUGUUCAAGAAAACCAACAUGCAGAGCAUUUGUUCUCAAGUAAUUCCAGCGCCUGUUGUCGACUGUAGAUUAAAUCUAUCAUCAGUCAGCGCUGUGUUUUUGUGAUUAUCAUAGCAGAUGGGAGAUGAGUAUGUUAAUUCUGCCCUCUUCUUGACAGCAGACGCUACAUAAACCAAUGCAAUCUCAACAUGAUUAAGGCAGCAGCACCACUGACACCACUGUAAAGUGAGAUCGAAAAUUAGCCAAAAGUGCGUGUUAGAAGGAUGUUAAUAAAAAAAAGAAAAAGCCUGUGAUUACAAGGUGACUCUGACUUUAUGGACUCCAGAUGUGUCACACACUCUUGAAGGGUUUGCCAAGGACACACUUCUUGAAGAAACAUUUCUUUUUAAUCUCUGUUUAUUGCACAUAAACUCAGAGUACUUACUGUGGAAUUGUUCAUUUCUGUAUUUCUAAUGAUGUAUUAGCAAAAGCAAUGCCGUAAACUUUGUCUGUAUUUAAGGCUUUGUGAAUCUUGUUAUAUGAGUGUUGGCUACAUGCUAAUAGUGAGUACAGUUGUUUCAAACGUGAUUGUGACUGACUCAUUUUGAUUUUAUAAACACCUUGCAACAAAUAGUAAAGCAAUCUGUGUUCAGGGUUACAUUUUUUUUUAUCUCAAAACUAACUGAAUAUGGAUUAAAAAGGGUCUGACCUUCAGAGUGCUGUUCAUGUUGUGAAGAUCCCAUCAUGCUUUGGUGUAGAUUAAUAAAGCAGUGUAACAAUUGCUUUUUUUGAUUUGAUUUGAUUUUUUUAUUUAUUUUUUUAUUUUACAUCAUUACAUCAGACACAGCUUCAAAGGUCCCUCACUGGUGCAUCAUGUAACAACACUGGAAUGCCUUUUAUGCUUUUUGGGUUUGAGUCAAUGGCGCGUCACAUCAGACAUCACUGAUUCUGUCACCGUUUCCUUAUCCUGAAUGGAAAAAAUGAUGCAAUUCAUUCUGUAAAGGUGCAAGAUACCUGCCACAAACCUCUAGACUUUGUAUGUCUUGAAGUGUAGAGCGUUACAAUGAAAGGCGAGAUUUGUCUGAUCACACUGCAAUCUGAUUCAUCACGGAUCUAUUCACACUGAACUUUCUGCUGUCUUUUCUUCUGUAACCAAUGAGGAAGAAGAGAUCUGCUUUUGGUAAUGUAAUCAGGCAUCUCCUGGCCCCGGGCCUGGCUCCAGCAGUGCCUCUGACGUUGCUGGAAAUAGGACAAUUCUGGCAAUGAUUUGACCUGCUGUGCUUUCAGUCUCUGUGAAUGCAUAGUGCUGGUGCAAAUCUAGUGACGUGCACGAGUAUGAUGUUCCGAGUAGCGAGCCAAAAAACUGUCAGAAAGCGUAAAAUCACAAAGUAUGAGGAGGGGGUUGAAGCGGAUGAUGAUUUCAUUCAGGUCAAAGCUGAGGAACUUGAGAAAUGACUCAUCAUGAUUACUAUUUUAAUGUGAUGUGCUAGUGAUGUACACGUGAUGUAGACAACUCCGAGUGCCACUGAGGCAGGACAUUUGUCGUGAUCCGGUCACUGACCUUAACGGCAUGUGUAAACAUUUUCAUCAUGUGCUAGAUGAUAGUAAAACAUGUUGGCUGGAAUGAUAGUGCUGCUGAAACAGACAUCAUUCAUACAGAAGUGUAGUUGUGGCAAAGUUUUAAAACUGAGGAAAGUGAAUAAAUCAAAAUGACUGUAUUUAUAUUGUUAUGUUUGUUUCCAGUGAUCACUGUCAUUUGUCAGAGUCCAAGGUUUGUGAGUUUCAGAAUGAUGUAAUAAAAAUAUCAUGUGCUCAGGGUAAUAAAUCAAUGUGAAAGGGCUUGAAUACAAGUCUGUUCUUCAUUUGCCUCUGUGUUUUGAGGGUCUGAGGUGAUGCUUCUUUUUUGUCCGGACCAAUUCAUUUUGUUAAUAUAUUAAAAUGCCAGUAAUACGUACAAUGAUUUGAAUACACCUCUUCUAUUAUGAGCAUGUUUUUAAUUUCUGAAUUUAAAUUCUAAAUUUUGGGGGCAUGAAGUAAAAAAAUGUCAAGGUGAUAUAACUGUUCUAAAAUCAUA